UUCGAGAGGGUCAGCAUGCUGGUGAUUCUGCUCAACUGUGUGACGCUGGGCAUGUUCCACCCCUGCGAGGAUAUCGCCUGCGACUCGCCGCGCUGCAGGAUCCUCCAGAGCUUUGAUGACUUCAUCUUUGCCUUCUUUGCUGUGGAAAUGAUCGUCAAAAUGAUUGCACUGGGGAUUUUUGGGAAGAAAUGCUACCUGGGAGACACAUGGAACCGCCUGGACUUCUUCAUCGUCAUUGCAGGGAUGCUGGAGUAUUCCCUGGACCUGCAGAAUGUCAGCUUCUCAGCCGUCCGCACCGUUCGAGUCCUGCGGCCACUCAGGGCCAUUAACAGGGUCCCCAGUAUGCGCAUCCUGGUGACACUGCUUUUGGACACACUGCCCAUGCUGGGGAACGUCCUCCUCCUCUGCUUCUUCGUCUUCUUCAUCUUCGGCAUUGUGGGAGUCCAGCUGUGGGCAGGUUUGCUCAGGAACCGCUGCUUCCUCCCUGAGAACUUCAGCAUCCCCUACACGGUUGAUUUGGAACGGUACUACCAGACAGAGAACGAAGAUGAAAAUCCCUUCAUCUGCUCCCAGCCCCGGGAGAAUGGGAUGCGCUACUGUCGGAGUAUCCCAACACGGAGGGAAGAGGGUCUGGAGUGCACUCUGGACUACUAUUCCUACAAUGACACCACCAACACAUCUUGUGUGAACUGGAACCAGUACUACACCAACUGCUCUGCUGGGGAGCACAACCCCUUCAAGGGAGCCAUCAACUUUGAUAACAUUGGCUACGCCUGGAUUGCGAUAUUUCAGGUCAUCACGUUGGAAGGCUGGGUGGACAUCAUGUACUUUGUCAUGGAUGCACACUCCUUCUACAACUUCAUCUACUUCAUCCUCCUGAUCAUUGUGGGCUCCUUCUUCAUGAUCAACCUGUGCCUGGUGGUGAUAGCGACGCAGUUCUCUGAGACAAAGCAGCGUGAGAGCCAGCUGAUGAAGGAGCAGCGCGUGCGCUACCUGUCCAACGCCAGCACCCUUGCCAGUUUCUCAGAGCCAGGAAGCUGCUAUGAUGAGCUCCUCAAGUACCUGGUUUACAUUGCCCGGAAGGGCAGCAAGCAGCUGGUGAAGGCCUACAGGGCAGCAGGUGUGAGGAUGGGCUUCCUCAGCAGCCCCACGAGCAAGGCGAGGGCCGAACGGCGCGCCAGGAAGCGCCGGAGCAGGAAGAGAUCCUCCGUGCACCACCUCAUCCACCACCACCAUCACCACCACCACCACUACCACCUAGGCAACGGGAACCUGCGAGCACCCCAUGCCAGCCCGGAGAUCAGCGAUGUGGAGACCAGCUCACUCCACAACGGGACCAACCGGCUGAUGCUCCCUCCCUCAGCACCCAAUUCCCUGGGGGCCCCCAGUGCCUCUCCCAGCAACACUGAGUCUGUGCACAGCAUCUACCAUGCCGACUGUCACUUUGAGCCGGUGCGCUGCCGGUCAUCCCUGACACAGCCAAGCCUCGGUUUGCCAAGCCCAGAAGGGAUCCCCAAGAACAUAGUGGGCAGCAAGGUGUACCCCACAGUGCACUCCAGCACCUCCCAUGAGAUGCUGAAAGAGAAGAACUUGGGGGAGGCGGCAGUGGGUGCUGGGAGCAGCACCUUGACGAACCUCAACAUCCCUCCCGGGCCAUACAGCACCAUGCACAAGCUGCUGGAGACACAGAGCACAGGUCCCUGCCAAAGCUCUUGCAAGAUCUCCAGCCCCUGCACCAAGCUGGAUGGCGGCUCCUGCACCCCCGAGAGCUGCCCUUACUGCCUCACGGCGCUGGCAGGCGAGGCCGAGCUGUCAGACAAUGAGACAGCCGACUCAGACAGUGAGGGGGUCUACGAGUUCACGCAGGAUGCUCACUACAGUGACCAGCGAGACCCACAAAGGGGCAGAGCCCGGGCCAGGAGAGCCCAUCUGGUGCUGGCCUUCUGGCAUGUGGUGUGUGAGACUUUCCAGAAGAUUGUGGACAGCAAAUAUUUCGGCCGUGGGAUCAUGGUGGCCAUUCUCAUUAACACACUCAGCAUGGGGAUCGAAUACCAUGAGCAGCCGGAGGAACUUACCAAUGCCCUUGAGAUCAGCAACAUCGUCUUCACAAGCCUCUUUGCCCUGGAGAUGCUGUUGAAAGUCCUUGUUUAUGGUCCUUUUGGCUACAUUAAGAAUCCAUACAACAUCUUUGAUGGGAUCAUUGUGGUGAUUAGCGUGUGGGAGAUCGUGGGCCAGCAGGGCGGGGGGCUCUCAGUCCUGCGCACCUUUCGUCUUAUGCGGGUGUUGAAGCUGGUCCGCUUCAUGCCAGCACUGCAACGCCAGCUCGUCGUCCUCAUGAAGACCAUGGACAAUGUGGCCACCUUCUGCAUGUUGCUGAUGCUCUUCAUCUUCAUCUUUAGCAUCCUGGGCAUGCACCUCUUCGGCUGCAAGUUCGCUUCAGAGAGGGAUGGUGACACGCUGCCUGACAGGAAGAACUUUGACUCCUUGCUCUGGGCCAUCGUCACUGUUUUCCAGAUUUUGACGCAGGAAGACUGGAACAAAGUCCUUUACAAUGGCAUGGCCUCCACCUCAUCCUGGGCUGCUCUCUACUUCAUCGCUCUCAUGACAUUUGGGAAUUAUGUUCUCUUUAAUCUGCUGGUGGCCAUCCUGGUAGAGGGUUUCCAGACAGAGGAGAUCUCCAAGCGAGAAGAAGCGAGUGGGCAGUUAAGCUGUAUUCAGCUGCCUGUCGACUCGUCGGGGGGUGAUGCUUCCAAGUCUGAUUCCGAGGGGGAUCUCUUCCCCCACAGCCUGGAAGAGGAGGGAGAACCUAAGAAGUGUCUUCCAGCGAUGGCCCUGAGCGACCACCCGGAGCUGAAGAAGAGCCUGACCCCGCCGCUCAUCAUCCAUACGGCCGCCACGCCCAUGCCCAUGCCCAAGAGCGCCGCGUUCGGGGACGCGGCGCAGGGCUACGAGUCCCGCCGGGCCAGCGGCGUCUCCAUGGACCCCGCUGCCGCCCAUGAGCUCAAGUCCCCGCCCAGCACCCGCAGCUCCCCGCACAGCCCCUGGCGUGCCAGCAGCUCCUGGAACAGCCGCCGCUCCAGCUGGAACAGCAUCGGCCGGGCCCCCAGCCUCAAGCGCCGGGGUCAGAGCGGCGAGCGGAGGUCCCUCCUGUCCGGGGAGGGGAAGGAGAGCUCGGAGGAAGGGGACAGCUCGGAUGAGGAGCACUCUAGCCGGGCCGGCAGCUUCAAUGGCUCUUUGCCUCACCGCAUGGAGUCGCUGGAAACGAAAGGGUCCUUUGACCUCCAGGAUACUCUGCAGGUGCCUUCCCUGUAUCGGACCAGCAGUAUGCACAGCACCAGAACGUCUGUCUCUGAGCACCAGGACUGCAAUGGGAGGACCUCUCCAGGUCUGCUGCUGCACCAGCUCCACCUUGAUGAGCCCCACCAGGAUGGUGAUGACGGCGAUGAUGAAGGUAGCAUGAGCAAAAGGGACCGCGUGAAGGCCUGGGUACGGGCACGGCUCCCCACCUGCUGCAAAGAGAGGGACUCCUGGUCCAUCUACAUCUUCGCCCCUCACUCCAGAUUCCGUCUGAUGUGCAAUAAAAUCAUCACUCACAAGAUGUUCGAUCACGUCGUCUUGGUGAUCAUUUUCCUGAACUGCAUUACCAUUGCCAUGGAACGACCCAAAAUUGAGCCUCACAGCGCUGAACGGAUUUUCCUAACACUCUCCAACUACAUCUUUACAGUCAUCUUCCUGACUGAGAUGACAGUUAAGGUGGUGGCACUAGGCUUGUGUUUUGGGGAGAAAGCCUACUUGAAGAGCAGCUGGAAUGUGCUGGAUGGGGUGCUGGUGCUCAUCUCCGUCAUCGACAUCCUGGUCUCGAUGGUGUCAGACAGUGGCACGAAAAUCCUGGGGAUGCUGCGGGUUCUGAGGCUACUGAGGACACUGCGGCCCUUGAGAGUCAUUAGUCGAGCCCAAGGACUGAAGCUGGUCGUGGAGACUCUCAUGUCAUCGUUGAAACCCAUUGGGAACAUUGUGGUCAUCUGCUGUGCCUUUUUCAUAAUCUUCGGGAUCUUGGGAGUUCAGCUUUUCAAAGGCAAGUUUUUUGUGUGCCAGGGGGAGGACACCAGAAACAUCACAAAUAAAUCGGAUUGUACAGAAGCAAGCUACAAAUGGGUCCGGCACAAGUAUAAUUUUGAUAAUCUUGGCCAGGCCCUGAUGUCUCUCUUUGUCCUGGCCUCCAAGGACGGGUGGGUGGAUAUCAUGUACGAUGGCUUGGAUGCUGUGGGAGUCGACCAGCAGCCAGUCAUGAACUACAAUCCAUGGAUGCUCCUCUACUUCAUUUCCUUCUUGCUGAUUGUGGCCUUCUUCGUCCUCAACAUGUUUGUGGGGGUGGUGGUAGAGAAUUUCCACAAGUGUCGGCAGCACCAGGAGGAGGAAGAAGCAAAGAGGCGAGAGGAAAAAAGGCUCCGCCGGCUGGAGAAAAAGAGAAGGAAUCUAAUGCUGGAUGAUGUAUUAAUGGAGAGCUCAGCCAGUGCAGUGCAAGAAGCUCAGUGUAAGCCCUACUACUCGGAUUACUCCCAUUUCCGCCUCCUGAUUCACCAGAUGUGCACCAGCCACUACUUGGAUCUGUUCAUCACCGGCGUCAUCGGCCUCAAUGUCAUCACCAUGGCCAUGGAGCACUACCAGCAGCCAAAGGUUCUUGACGAAGCCCUGAAGAUUUGCAAUUAUAUCUUCACCGUUAUCUUUGUCAUGGAAUCUGUUUUCAAGCUUAUUGCCUUUGGAUUUCGCCGGUUCUUCCAAGACAGAUGGAACCAAUUAGAUCUGGCAAUUGUGCUGCUUUCUAUCAUGGGCAUCACUUUGGAAGAGAUCGAGGUGAAUGCUUCACUACCAAUUAACCCCACGAUUAUCCGGAUCAUGAGGGUUCUCAGAAUCGCCCGAGUGCUGAAGUUGCUGAAGAUGGCUGUGGGGAUGAGGGCCCUUCUGGACACCGUGAUGCAAGCGCUACCCCAGGUGGGAAAUCUGGGCCUUCUCUUCAUGUUGUUGUUUUUCAUAUUUGCAGCUCUUGGAGUGGAGCUGUUUGGAGACCUUGAGUGUGAUGACACACACCCCUGCGAGGGGCUGGGACGGCAUGCCACAUUCAGGAACUUUGGGAUGGCCUUCCUGACCCUAUUCCGAGUAUCCACAGGAGACAACUGGAAUGGGAUAAUGAAGGACACACUGCGUGACUGUGACCAGGAGUCCACCUGUUACAACACUGUCAUUUCCCCCAUCUACUUCGUCUCCUUUGUGCUGACAGCCCAGUUUGUCCUGGUGAAUGUGGUGAUUGCGGUGCUUAUGAAGCACUUGGAGGAGAGCAACAAGGAGGCAAAGGAGGAGGCAGAGCUUGAAGCAGAACUGGAGAUGGAGAUGAAGACCAUCAGCAUUGGCCAGCACAGCCCGUCGAACAUCUUUGCAUGGACAGGCACCACCAGUGGAGAGAGACCAGAGAACCCCAGCGGAUUUACCGAUCCCAUGCAAAUCAAGGUGGAUUCUCAGCUCUCACUAGCUUAUCAUAUGGAAAGGCACUUGUUUGAUACCAUAUCACUGCUGAUCCAGGAAUCUCUGGAAGGAGAGCUGAAGCUGAUGGACAACCUGUCAGGCUCUGUGUGCCAUCAUUAUGCCCUCCCAGCUCCCGAAUAUUACAACUCUGAGAACCAGAUCCCUCUAGCUGAGAUGGAGGCUCUAUCUCUGACGUCAGAUAUUCUCUCUGAAAAGUCCUGGUCCUUAGCUCUGACGGAUGACUCUUUUCCUGAUGACAUUAACACACACUUACUUAAUGCUCUGGAAAGCAAUGCUGAUCUCCGCUCCAAGGACGACACACUGACCCUGUCCCCCAGCAAGGACCUGCUGAGUGUGAGGAAGCCCUCGGUGGGACGCACCCACUCCUUGCCAAAUGACAGCUACAUGUUCCAGCCGCCCUACUCCAGCCCCUGCCCUGCCUCCCUGGGCAACAGGAAACCAGCACAUCACAAGUCCCAGUCAGGUUCAAAGGCAUCGGUGCAGUCACAGCCGGCAGACACCAGCUCCCUCCUGCAAAUUCCAAAGGACCAUUUCCACCAUGUAAGAGCUCACGACCACUUGGUGGGGGAGAGCAAGCCCCGGGUCUCCCAGCAGGCACACUCCCCUUCUGCUGAAAGGCUGCUCCGCAGACAGAUGGCUAUAAGGAAUGACUCUCUGGAUAGCAAGGAGAAUCUCCACACCGAGGCACCAGCAUCCUGUGCUUGUGCAGACUCGUAUCAGGAGACCCCUGAAGAUUCAAUGGACCAAGAAGCAUCUGAAAUAAACAGCUCCUCGGAGCCUUUCACUUCAGAAACUUGCACAGCCUUGAGUGCCUGUUCGGAGGGUCAGCCUCUCACACCUAAGAGGAACAUGGGCAAUACUGGCAACGUGAUACUGAAGGACCUGAAGAAAUAUCACAGUGUAGACACCCAGGGUCUGCUAAAAAAACCGCCCUCUUGGUUAGAUGAUCAAAGGAGACAUUCAAUAGAGAUUUGUUCCAUAGAAAACAGCCCUCAGCACCAUUCCACGUCCAGCUCUUCUGGCUUUAUAAGUCAGGUGGUCAGUGAAAUGGAAUGCUUGCAAGGUACACGGCAGAAGAAGAAACUGAGCCCUCCUUGUAUAUCUAUAGAUCCACCUGAUGGGCAGAGUUUGGUACCUAGGGGACCCCACAGCAUCUCACCUGCCAGUGGAGACGUUUGCUUGAGGAGGCGUGCUCCAUCCUGUGAGUCCAAGGAUUCAGUGGAUAUAGGGGAUUCACUGCUUCCAGACAGUAUGUCAACAUCUCCUACCCCAAAGAAAGACUUGUUGACACUUCCUAGCUUUUCCUUUGAUCAAACAGAAAUGGACCCCUGAGUUACUUUUCUGUUGGUGCCAAAUGUCUUCUUCCUUUCAUGUAAUAGAAAAAAAAUCAUAAAAACUCUGUACUCCAAAAUGGCACUGGGUAAAAAAUUUCCAAAGAAAGAUUAAAGAACCAGCUGGUUAAAAGAGUGGUUAACCUAUAUCACGCUUACUUAAGCAUAUGUUCUGCUUAGGUAAAAGCAAUACAAUGUGCAGAAUCUAUAUGUAUAUUAUAUUUUAUUAAAUUAAUUGAAUCUA
Agelaius phoeniceus (red-winged blackbird) is the source of this 7116-nucleotide messenger RNA. The record is from RefSeq and is a predicted model, not a curated record. NCBI's taxonomy places the organism in Eukaryota, Metazoa, Chordata, Aves, Passeriformes, Icteridae.